Messenger RNA from Ceratitis capitata (Mediterranean fruit fly), 864 nucleotides. RefSeq names its product general odorant-binding protein 84a (gene Obp84a). Gene Ontology annotation, molecular function: odorant binding. The record is from RefSeq and is a predicted model, not a curated record. Bases 55 to 588 code for a protein of 177 amino acids. Lineage: Eukaryota; Metazoa; Arthropoda; Insecta; Diptera; Tephritidae. The transcript has 4 exons.
UUUAUAAAAUAUAAGUGCUUCCUCGGUUAUUUGGAUUUAUAAUUCCGCGAAAAAAUGUUCCGAAAAGCAGUAUGCAUAAAACUUCCGCUCUUGCUGAUAUUAGUUUAUUAUAUUGUGGCAUCGAUACAAGAUCAUGCCAAGGAUAAUGGUGAUAUUUAUGUGCAGCACAAGCAAGAUAGCAAAUGUUUUAAUAAUUUAGAAAGAGAAGCAAAUGCAACAAUUCCUCUACAAAUAUCAAAUAGUACCGGAAAUGAGUUGGAAGACGUGGUGCGACUAUGUAAUAGCAGCUUCUCAAUACCAACUGAUCAUAUUAUGCAAUUUAAUACGGAUGGUGCGCUCGCAGAUACAGUCGAUAAAACUGGCAUGUGUUUUAUACGCUGCUACUUUGAAAAGUCGGGCUUGAUUCAAAACUGGAAAUUAAAUAAAGACCAGAUAGUACAAAAAAUGUGGCCAUUAGCAGCGGAUUCUGUGGAUUUUUGUGAAUCAGAAGCAAAACAGGAAAUGAAUGCUUGUGUUCGCACCUACGCCAUCGCAAAAUGUCUAAUGCAACGCCGUUUUGAAGGAACAUGCAAUCCGUCCGCCGUUUAAAAACCUGUACCAACACAUCUUUUUAUGUUUAAGUUUUAUCGUACUUUUAAAUAUAAGACAUAAACUUUCUAUAUAUUUCUUUUACGUAGAUAUUCCGUUAGGAUCUUCCCAAAUUCUACAUUCUCAUAACUAAAUUAAAAACAAUGUUGAUUUAUUGUGCUUUAUAUUCAAUAUUUUGAUCAAAUCAUGCUUUACUACAUAGUAAUAUGUAUAAUGCUUGUACUUGAUUUUCACAUAUUUACAUAUAAGAAUAUAUGUUGCUCUCAAGAUGGCGUA